GAUCAGCCUCAUGUCUGGUUUCUCUACCCCUGUAUCCUGUCUCCUAGAUUCUCUGUCCUAAAACCAGGAUACCUGUGCAACUUGGACAUCUUCAUCACUUGGAAUAGGCCUCUUUCUGGAAAGGUUAUCCUGUGUUUGCUGUCACCAUGUUGUUGCUCAGCAGAAGUGCCAACUGUCAAGUCGGGGGAUUUGCUUUGGCCUCCAUAGCAUGGUUCCUCUGCAGCAUAUCCACAGGCCUCCCACAAUGGCGAGUCUGGUACUUUAAUGAAACCGUUUUUUCCGAGCCUACCACAGCCUUCAUAGGGAUGUGGAGAGUCUGUUUUUACCAAGAAAACAUCAAGCCCAGCAAUACCAGAUGGUGUCAUGAAUAUACCUACUAUGACAACUUCAUUCCUUUGGAUAUUCACAUCAUUCAACAUUUGUUACUGGGCUCCAACAUUCUCGGGUUAAUUGGAACAGUUGCCACCAUUUUUGCUGUUGGAAAUCUGUACAGAGGGAAAGUGCUGAAGAAUACCACCUACAAUCCAUUCGUCAUUUCAGCCAUUCUCAACAUCAUUGCCAGUACCUUUGUUCUCCUGGCUGUCUUAUGCAAUUAUUUCUCUGUCAUUCACAAAGCAGUAAUUACAUUUCCACCAUCUUUCCGUAUUCCUUUAUAUCCAUCUUAUCAGAGAAUUGGAAUUGCUAAUGUAGUGGCAAGUCUAGCUGCCCUAUUGUUUUUAGGCAGCAGCAUUAUUUUUCUGUCAUACACUUCUCUGGUGGAAAACCAAGUGUGUCCUAAAGUUUGA
Messenger RNA from Arvicola amphibius (Eurasian water vole), 785 nucleotides. Its product is annotated as claudin-34-like. Lineage: Eukaryota; Metazoa; Chordata; Mammalia; Rodentia; Cricetidae. Gene Ontology annotation, molecular function: structural molecule activity. The coding region runs from base 147 to 785 and encodes 212 amino acids. The transcript has 2 exons. Gene Ontology annotation, cellular component: plasma membrane; bicellular tight junction. Gene Ontology annotation, biological process: cell adhesion; bicellular tight junction assembly. The record is from RefSeq and is a predicted model, not a curated record.